Tilletiaria anomala UBC 951 is the source of this 1803-nucleotide messenger RNA. RefSeq lists its product as uncharacterized. Gene Ontology annotation, biological process: adenosine to inosine editing; RNA processing. The record is from RefSeq and is a predicted model, not a curated record. Gene Ontology annotation, cellular component: nucleolus; cytoplasm. Lineage: Eukaryota; Fungi; Basidiomycota; Exobasidiomycetes; Georgefischeriales; Tilletiariaceae. The transcript has 3 exons. Bases 1 to 1803 code for a protein of 600 amino acids. Gene Ontology annotation, molecular function: double-stranded RNA adenosine deaminase activity; double-stranded RNA binding; tRNA-specific adenosine deaminase activity.
AUGGACAAUGUCGACGUGACGCCGACGCCGCCGAACACCGUCCCGAAUACGACCGGCGACGAGAUCGCCCAGCUGUGCCUGCAAGCAUACGCAUCGCUGCCGCCGAGAUCAGGAAAGCCGGUGCAGGAUGCACAACAGAGACGCUGGACGGUCCUAGCCGGGAUCGUCCUCUCGUACACACCUGUCCCAGUCGCGGCCACAUCGCCGCCGCCGCUGCAGCAACUGCAGCACCGUGUACUCGUGCUGGCCAGCGGCGUCAAGUGUCUGCCGUACGAAGCGCUCUCGAGGCACGGCGAUUUGGUGCAAGACCACCAUGCUGAAGUCCUCGCCCGGAGGGGCCUGCGCAGGUGGCUGCUGCAGCGGCUCGUGAAGGAGUGCGGCAGCGGAUGCAGUGCAGCUGGCGCUUCCGCUAGAGCCGAUCCAGGCAGAGCAGAUAUCGACUUGCCGUUACCCGUAUUCCUGCCGGCCGAUCGAGGGAUGGUCACAAACGUAGACGAGGCCGGUCCAGGACAACACACUGGAUGGCGCCUCAAUCCGGCUUACAGUCUGCACAUGUAUGUUUCGCGUGCACCAUGCGGCGACGCUUCCUCCUCGCUGCUGCUUGCGGAGGGCGAGAACGAAGCUGUGCAGGCGCAUAAUCUACAUGAUGCCAAGCUCAACGAGGAUGAGGCCCUUCGCGGCCGCCGCGGUCUUGCUCUCCGAGGCCGCGUGCGCACCAAGCCAGGGAGGGCCGACGCACCAGCUUCGAUUAGCAUGUCAUGCUCCGAUAAACUGGCUCUGUGGAGCGUUGCCGGUCUGCAGGGCAGCCUGUUGUCCCGCUUUAUCAUCGAGCCCGUGCGGCUGAGCAGCAUCACGGUCGGAUGCGACGGCGUACGCGCAUCUGCAAGCACGGAGGACAGUAAUGGCAGAUGGGCGGCGGACGCACCGCGACUUCGGACGGACGUCGAGCGUGCGCUCAGUGAGCGCGUCCAGAGCCUCGUUUUGUCAGCGCUGGCAUCGGGCCAUCCCGGUUGCUCCCCCUUGCUGGUCCACGUGACGCAUCUACCAUUCGAGGACGGCAGAGACGCCGCCAUCGCGAGCACCGCCGCGCCAGCAGCGCUGACGAACAACGACCACCGCACGACGCCUGGGGCUGUCGUUGUCCCACCGCUCGUGCUCCCGUCGGCGGACUCGUUCUGUCUUGUCGAUGGCGUACCGGUCGACAAGAUCAAUGGUGUGGGCAUCAAGAUGGGCGCGUCGCUCGGCAGGGCAACUGGCCGCACAAGCGGUGGCGCAAGCCUGCCUUUGCCUUCGAACAAGCUCUCCAAGCUGUGCAAGCGCGAGUGGUGGCGCCACGUCGCGCAUGGGUCCGCUUGCUUGCAGCGCAGCGCGUGCGGCAGAAGCGGCGCGCAGGAAGAGCAACAACAACAGCAACAGCCAGAACAAGAACAAGAACAAAAGCCGAGAGCGUCCCGCCACCAGACGUACUUUGACGCCAAGCACGACUUGCGAGCUCCCGGAAUCGCACAGUACCGGCAGGCCAAGGCGUGUGCUCGGGGCUUUUGCCUUUCUGAUGCGCCGGACGUGCUUGCGUUAGACGCGCGUGUAGCUGCUUUCCUGCGGAGUGCGAGGGUCGCUCCCGGCGAUGCUACUGCUACUGCUCCUGCACUGCUGCCGCCUUUGGUCGAAGGCUCAGAGGGGCCCACGGCGCCUAUAGCCCCGACGAACGAAAGCAGGAGCAACGCACCGCUCGCGGGGUGGCUCAGUGCAGGCGCCAUCCUGGACGGCUUUACGCUGGAAGAUGAUGUGCAUGUGCCUAUUUAA